UGAUUUGGCAUUUUUUGGUUGUUGAGAAAAGUGUGGAGCUAUUUUGUUCUCCUCACACAAAUCUGGGCUUAAAUGCUAAAAUUAUUACUGGGUUUAAAAGUCGCCACUCCUGCUGCUGUACUUGAUAAUAAUUUUCAAUCUAUAAUUUUUAAUAUCUUUACGUUUAUUUACAUUUGAAAGGAAUGUGAACAACGGGGUUUACAGAGGUGUAAAGAGGUGUGUAGAUUUACGAACAUAUCCGUUGAGUCUAGCUCUACUUGUCGCUAGAGCACCAGGCACGCAAUCAGCACGCAAUAGGGGAGCUGGACACUGACGUUGCAUCAACAGCCACGUACGGAGAGCUGGGAACAGAGGCUAUUCUUUUACAUACUUCACAACACCUUGUGCAGAGCGCGCAGUCGUCAGUCUCUAUCCGCAAAGCCCGUGGCAGCGCACAUAAAGAACUUCAGAAGCCUUGCUAUAGUUCCAGCAUGUUACAUAUUCGGCAUUUUGUAUCCAAGCAUAUCCGCAUGGCAACAGUUUAAUUUGCUGAGCAGUUUUGGAAGAUCGUUUUUUCCUCGGCUGAUGUGACAUUAUCCCUUUGGAAUGAUGUGGACCUCUCAUGACUCUAUUGGAUUUGUUUUCCUGUCCAGUUUAUGUAUCCAAUUUGGAUUCUCCUUUGAAGGAAAGUUUACGGAUAUCCCCUCCAAUCUAACAGUUAAAGAAGGUCAAAACAUUGAAAUGGCGUGCGCCUUCCAGAGUGGAACCGCAUCAGUUUACUUGGAGAUUCAGUGGUGGUUCAUUAGAGCGCCAGAAGAACCGAGCAACAGCGAGGAGGAGGAUGAUGACGAAGAGAUGGAAAUGAUACCAGAGCCUGAUCCAGACGACGAAGGGACUAAAAUAAGUACGGUGAAGGUACAGGGAAACGACAUCUCCCACAAACUGCAGAUCUCCCGGGUGGGGAAGAGUGACGAGGGCCUGUAUGAGUGCAGAGUCACCAACGCCAACUACGGAGAGCUGCUGGAGUACAAGGUCCAGGCCUACCUGAAUGUGAACAGCACCAGGCCCCGCAUCAGACCGGUCAAGAAGACGUCCCCCCUGUCCCACCUGACAGCAGAUAAGAAGCCCCGCAAGACAGGCUCCACAGCAGCACAAGACGGCAUGAGCGCCGACCAGAGGGUCCGCUCUACCUCCAGCUCUCCGACUUCAUCAGCCAAGACAGUCAAACACAGUUCAGGUACUAGGAUAGCUACAAGCUACGGACUUGCCAUCCUGAUUCUUGGCUGUGGCUUUAUGAGGGAUACCUUGCUAUAGUUUCAAGAACGGACUUUUCCUCCCAGUAUCACUAUGUAUGGCCUAUUAUUACCACCAAGCAGACAGCACAGUUGGCCCUUUUUUCCCCUCACCACUACUCUGCACCCAAUGAAUUCUUAUUACCCAUUGUACACAAGAGGCACCUUCUCAAAGGCCAGCUGCGGGAUUACCUGUUGUGCCAAUGUUUCUUCAGCACUCCCAACAAUUGAAACAAAAUGGAAACCGACAGUGUCUACUUGGAAUAUCUUUCACAAAUACUUUUAUUUUGGUUUCCUGCAAUACAGUUAUUGUGUCAAAGUAGAAAACAAAAGGAUCUAUAUUUGUGUAAUAUAUGAGUAUAUAAUUGUUUUAUUUCAAACUCCUUGAACUGUUUAUAGCUUACAUUCACUUUGUUGAUCAUGUAACUACAUUGUACAAGGGUAUUCAUGCCCCACCCAAAACAAAAUAACUACUAAAAUACAACAAAAUGAUGUAUAGGCCUAGUUGGAUUGCUAAAUUAGGGCAACUCGACAUUGUAUUAUUUUAAAAUCUGCAUAUGUGUAAUCUGCAACUACAAUUCUUGAACUUUGUUAUUAUGGAUCUGUUCUUAUUCAUUCUCACAUUCUUUACUUUUGUACGGUAUUUCCUUUGGUAUACAAAAACAAUACUUCCAUCUCUUGUAAUUUCCUGAUGUGCAACAGCUUCACAUGUCAUGAAGCAUAAUAAUGUCAAUGUUUAUAUGUGACUGUGCCAGCAGACCAUUCGUUUAAAAUUUGGCUGCACUAAUAUUGUAAAAAGCCAUUAAGAAAUGGAAUGCUUCACUUAGAGCACAGCUCUAAUAUUCAAAUAUGCUCCAUUACUGAAAAGAAGAAUCUAGGUACUGCUGUAGCCUAAUGCUCAGGGGCAUUGUCUUUGUGUAAAGAAUCUCACAUUAGCCAAGAAGAGUUCUUAUGCCAUUUGAUGGUGCAAUGAUGCCCCAACGGUAUCUAUAGUAUACGAGGAAACAGUUUAAAGGUCUUGUGAUUAAGAAAAUGGUUUUAAAUUGUUCUCGCUCUUGUCCAUUCUCAAUGUUCAUCGACACAACGCUUUGACAAUCUGACCUCUUGUUUCAGAACCCGUUAGCAGAAGUCAUGGAUUCUACUGUUAUACUAAACUCUUCAUAUAUAUAGAAUCUUUCUAAAUGUCUAUCUGCAAUGUUCCAUAGACAUUCACCACUUGGAAUCAUUUCGAUUCACUAUAUGGGUGCACCUAUUUUAUGUAGCGUCAUUGUUAAGUGCAAUGACCACUGGACAUAUGAUGCCACCAUAGCUACUGUAUGAAUAGGUGGUAUUGGUAAUCAUGCAGCAACAGUGCUUCAGAUCUGCCUUUCAGUUGAGUUGAAGAGGGUAUCCAUAGACUGAAGAGAGUCUCCAUUUUAAAAUGUAUCAUGUGACCAAAGACCGUGGCUAUGGCCAUACAAUAUUGACGUUCACCAACAUCGAUCUCUUUGCACAUUGCUUAUACUGUAGCCUAGUGUUCUCACAUAUUGUGCCCCUUUAUUCCCUAUCUUUCUACAAUCUCAGAACGAGGCGGACAAUCUGCCCAGAUUCACAAAGCACCAUCUGUCCAUUUCUUCAAAUCGUAUUUAAAAUAACAGCACUUUGGAUGGAAUAAUUAUAUGUAUUGGCAGUGCAAAAAAAUUCCUGGGGCCACUAAGAAGCAGGAUUUUGCUUAAGGUUUCCACCGUAAACAGUCUCCAGUCUUCUGUAGACAGCGCUGCUGAACUCAGUGAGGGAUCUUAACCUGUUGAUACAGCAGUUGGAGUUAGCUGACAGAGAAAAUAAUACAGAAGAAUCCAGCUAGAGACAUAUCCUGAUCAGCAAGUCUGGUCAGGGUACAAAAUGUGUGGGCUAUAUACAGUAUUUAAUCUGCGCUGGUUCCCGGGAUGAGAACAGUUAAUCUAGCAGAGCUGUGUCAUGCUGCUUAACCUCAAAUCAAUAUUAGGCUAUUGUCCAUUGAGUAAAAGUUAUUUUAUGACUAUUAUCACAAAUCCUAACCGUUCAGUUUUGAGGAAGAAGAUUUUGAGAAGUUGACAUCUGCUAGUAGAAUGUUUAUCACAUACUUCUCCAAGCAGGUAAAAUGGAUAGCAUAUCUGUGUGCACAGUAAAAGAAUGCCUUCAGUUUAUCAAAUCCCUGUAUAAAAUUUUAAAAAUAAAAUAAAAAAUCUGUAAAACUUGUAAAGUAAUCAGCAUGUAACCUUUUUUAUCCAAAUGUUUAAAAGCAGAGACAAGUUAUGUUCUGUAUUUGUAACAAUGUUGUCAUAUAUUCGUUUUGAAGCACUAACAACAGGAAAUGGAAUUUAAAAACAACUGUAUUGACAGUCUGUUAAGGAGGACCACUUGCCAUGACAGUGCACACCUGUUGCAAGGCCUACUACUUCAACACGAAAUGGAAUCACUACAGAGUACAAGGUCAAGCAAAGUGGAUAUAUCAUUUAAAGGAUCGACAACAGUCGUCUGAUAAGGGAAUUGCAACGUCUGACAAUUGUGGUGGCUAACAAGCAACGAAGUCUCAGUCCAUCAAACAAGAUACUAUAUUAUGACAUUUGAGCAACUCAAAUCCAUGGAUAUUGUUUCAAAAACAACAACACAGCAGUUAUGUUUUGUUUAUGACGCCGAUGUCCAUUGUUUCAGCUCCACAUAGAUGAAUUGUUUCCUUAUUACUCUUCAUCUCAAUGCAGUCUUAUCUGUUUGUUGAGUUGUCAAAAAUGUUAUGACCUGUAAUUUUCAUUUUAUUUGGUACUGUGUGAAGCUUCUGUACUGGAACGUUGCAGCAGUUUGUAUUAUAAUGAUGAUAUCAGAAAAAUAUUGAAAUAAAUCAUUUUCACAGAUGGGAUUCAAACACCGCUUCCUCUGCUGGAUUCCAUCUGUUAAAUCGGUAACACAUUAUGACUUGACUUAGUGAGUACAUUGGAUGUAGUUCACUGGGCGAUCAUAGUGUGGCACAUAAUGGGGCACGUACUGCGCAUUCAGCCAUUCCGAGUGGAUAUCAGGACAAAGCUUAACGCUGUCUGGUCAAAACACCACUGAAGGUUUUAGAGAGGUCCAAACCACAUAAAGUAUCUUUACCCUGGUUGCAAUUAUAACAACUAACAUGUUUUAUCUAAUAAGAUAGCAAGGAUGCCAAUUCGUAUUUUCAAUUAGUUGUGUCUAUUGGCUCACAACACCAUCUGUGGCAUUGCUAUCAUUAAAGUCUGCUGUAGGAGAAACUGUUUUCUGCACAGGUUGCGACGUUGUUACAACUAUACAGUGUUACAACUAUAAUAUGGACACACGAGUACGCAUGUCCUACUAUGUACACUGUACAGCUAUAAAAACAUCAUUUUUGAUAGAAGAGAUCUAUCUGGAGUUACUGUAUGCAAGAUUGUGUUCACCCUUGUAUCAUAGAAAUGUAAUUUAGUAAAUAGUUAUCAGAGUUAUGAGGGGGUGAACAAACAGAUUCCCGGUUCCUGCUAAAGAUACCCACAAAUUCUCUACAACGACGUUGGAGGCAGCUUAUGGUAGAGAAAUGAACAUAACAUUCUCUGGCAACAGCUCUGGUGGACAUUCCUGCAGUCAGCAUGCCAAUUGCACGCUCCCUUAGAACUUGAGACAUCUGUGGCAUUCUGUUGUGUGACAAAACUGCACACUUUGUGGCAGUUGUUUGUGGCCUUUUAAUGUCCCCAGCACCUGUGUAAUGAUCAUGCUGUUUAAUCAGCUUCUUGAUAUGCCACAAAAUCUGAGAGAAAUAAGCCUUUCGUGCAUGUGGAACAUUUCUGGGAUCUUUAAUUUCAGCUCAUGAAACAUGGGACCAACACAUAUAAACAUGUUGCGUUUAUAUUUUUGUUCAGUGGUAGUUUGAAAAUAAAGAUGAUAAAUGUACUUUG
Messenger RNA from Oncorhynchus tshawytscha (Chinook salmon), 5176 nucleotides. Its product is annotated as V-set and transmembrane domain-containing protein 2A. The transcript is spliced from 5 exons. The record is from RefSeq and is a predicted model, not a curated record. Bases 586 to 1293 code for a protein of 235 amino acids. NCBI's taxonomy places the organism in Eukaryota, Metazoa, Chordata, Actinopteri, Salmoniformes, Salmonidae.